GAAACUCCGAUCAAGCAAACAAUAGAAAGACCAAUUUUACCAUUUGCACUCAUUUCCUGAUUUUUGACCAUAAUACAUAAUCUAGCCUGACUUGGGGAAGAAGGUUCUGAAUUUCUAAUUCAAAUUUAACAGACAUGGCGUCGGCCAAUCGAGUCAUAGUCAUUCCCGGAGGAGGAGGACGAGUGAUUUUGCCAUUGAUGACAUUAGGAGGAAUCGGCAUCGCUUUUUUGAUAAAUUAUUACGGGAAAAGACCUAGGAGAAAAGCUCUAUUUUUGUGGUCAAGUGCAAGACGAUUAAUUAACAAUUUGGUAAACUUGUUUACUUUAACCUAUCACGUACACAUUUUUUUGCUAUAUCCCCGAACUUAUUUGGACUUAGCCAUAGUAGUAGUUGUUGUUGUUGUAUACACAUUUUGCUAUUUUUGCUAACUUGUUUGUGAUUGAGCCGUAAUAGUAGUAGUUGUUGUUGUAUACACAUGUUGCUAUAUCUCCUAACUUGUUUAGGACUGAGUAGUAGUAGUAGUUGUUGUAUACACAUUUUGCUUUAUCUUCUGACUUGUUUGGGACUGACUCAUAGUAGUAGUUGUUGUAUACACAUUUUGCUAUAUCUCCUAACUUGUUUGGGACUGAUCCGUAGUAGUAGUAGUUGUUGUAUACACAUUUGCUAUAUCUCCUAACAUGUUUGGGACCGAGCGGUAGUAGUAGUUGUUGUAUACACAUUUUGCUAUAACUCCUAACUUGUUUGGGACUGAGCUAGUAGUAGUAGUUAUUGUUGUAUACACAUUUUGCAAUAUCUCCUAACUUGUUUGGGUCAGAGCCGCAGUAAUAGUAGUAAAUGUUGUUAUACAUAUUUUGCUUGAUAAACAAUAAGUGAUCUCCCUCUGUUUCAAAAUAUGAGGCAAAGUUUGAUUGGCAUGUAGUUUAGGAAAAAAAUGAAGACUUUUGAAACUUGUGAUUUUUAACAUGACAUAGCUUUUAUCUGGCUAUAAGACUUUUGAAACUUACAAUCUUAAACAUGCCAUGACAUUUGUGUGGCGAUAAAAACUUGUUAUUAAGGUUAAAAUUGAAAGUUUAUAUUAAAUUAUUUCCAAAUUUGAAAAUGUAAAAUAAACGAGAACAGAGGGAGUAGCAAAUUUCCCCAUAAGCCGAGGAAGGGGCAUACAAUUUCUCUAGCUCUUCUAUAAUAUAUGGCUUCUAUUAAAUUCCUGGUUAAACAUUUUUGUUGGCACUUUAGGUUCAUAAUGCAAAGGAGGACACAUCAGUCAGCUACCCCAGAUGCAGUUUUGUCUUCCAUUCUUGCAAAUUUGACAGUAAUAGAUGCUGUUAGGACGAGCAUUUUAUCCAGAAGGUGGAAGCGUCUCUUUUCUUCUAUGCCCGCAUUAAAUUUCAGUUGCCUUGACAUGUACGGGGUUUACCGUGAUGAUCAUGAGUGGUACCCUUACUAUCAACAAAAGUUCUUGAAAGGAGUAAACGAGUUACUAGAACUUUAUUCAGGUCGUAGAGUGCCCUGCAUUAAUAUGGCAUGUUGCUUUGCGAGAAAGUUUUAUAGUGAAUUUAACCGCUUGAUGCAUUCUAUUUCACGACUAGAUGUUGAAACGUUAUACCUUUACUUUGAUUGUGGCACUGCUCCCUUCACUCUUGGCACCAACCCCAUCUGCGACCCCAGCAAGUUGUUCAAUUUUUCUCUUGAGCUUCUCUCUCAAGCAUCCUCGUUGAAACAUUUGCUUUUGCACCAUUGCAUUGUGCAACCAAGUUCUGAAGUCUGUUUUAAUUCCCUUGUGAGCCUUACUUUAAGGGGUGCUUUGUUAGCUAGCGGACAACUGGAGGGCAUUUUGUCCUCUUGUUUUAACCUUAAGUUGUUAGCUCUUCGACUUUGUAAACUUCCUUAUAAGCUACGCAUCUCUGGUUCAGUAACCUUUGUUGUUUUUUGGGCUUGUGGCGGAGUGGAAGAGAUUGAGCUUCAGGGUGCAAAUCUUCGUAAGCUUGAGAGUGAACUUUUUAACAAAGUAAGAUUCUUUUUCUCAUUUGUUCCCGUGUUGGAAGAUGUAAUAAUUCAUCCUCUUGAAGACGAUACAGUGUCAUAUGUAUUUGAUGAUCUUGCGAGAGAUUUACCCGCUCAGGUUCAAUCUUUAACAAUCAAACUUGUUCCGUCUCAGGUUAACUACUUCCCAACGGAAAUGAAGAUGUUCAGAACCCUUAGGCGGUUAAGCUUGAUACUUGUGAGCACGCAUGACUGUUUUGACAUAGUCAACCUAUCCCCGCUCUUGGAUGCCUGUCCUCUUCUUCAAUAUUUGGCUCUGGUGGUGACAACACCAAGGACAAAGAGGAAUGGAAAAGGAAGUAGAGAGCCUCCUUUGUCUCCUACAUGUCACACUGAACUAAAAGAAGUGAUAUUUUGUGGAUUUGAUGGAACAGGAUCAGAGAUUGAAUUUGUUCUUUAUAUUCUGAGAAGUGCAAUAAAUCUUGAGCAAAUGCUUCUCGGCCGAGGGAACAGCUGUUAUUUGGGUUGUGGUAAGUGGGUGAACAAUUUGGACGUUCCAUUCAGUGGAAGACAACGUAACUCAAUCCAAAAGAAACUACAUGGACAAGCUAUCUCUAGUAAAGCAGAAGUGAUCAUCCAAUAGGUUCUUGUACAAAUACUAUAUUAGAUCUUUAUAGUCAUCAAUGAUAGGUAAAUUUGUAGAAGUUUAUGGGAGUACCUAUUUAUUUGUUAUUGCUAAGCAAGAUUCCUCUUUUAUGAUUUUCCAAUGGUAGAAAGAUGCAUUGUCUGCU
Messenger RNA from Nicotiana attenuata, 2771 nucleotides. Its product is annotated as putative F-box/FBD/LRR-repeat protein At5g22670. The record is from RefSeq and is a predicted model, not a curated record. The coding region runs from base 1187 to 2623 and encodes 478 amino acids. The transcript is spliced from 4 exons. Lineage: Eukaryota; Viridiplantae; Streptophyta; Magnoliopsida; Solanales; Solanaceae. Gene Ontology annotation, molecular function: protein binding.